GCUCCCCUCCCCGACUUCCCCACCCUGCCCCCGGUGCCAUGGCGUCCAGCGAGGAGGACGGCACGGUCGAGGAGAAGGAAAACAACAACAAGAAGCGGACGAAAAGCGCCCUCGCCACCGCAUGGCUCACCUUCUACAACAUCGCCAUGACCGCCGGGUGGCUGGUUUUGGCGAUUGCAAUGAUGCGCUUCUACAUCCAGAGAGGCACACACAAGGGUCUGUACAGGAGUAUAGCGAGGACACUCAAGUUCUUCCAGACCUUUGCAUUAGUUGAGGUGGGACAUUGUGCCAUCGGAAUCGUGAGGACUUCUGUGAUUGUAACCGGGGUUCAAGUGUGUUCACGGAUUUUCAUGGUUUGGUUCAUCACCAACAGCAUCAGACAGAUCCAGAAUGAAGAAAGCGUAAUCCUAUUCCUGGUCGUGUGGACGGUGACGGAGAUCACCAGAUAUUCCUACUACACAUUCAACCUGCUCCACCACCUGCCGUACUUCAUCAAAUGGGCCAGAUACAACCUCUUCAUCGUCCUGUACCCUCUGGGGGUCGUCGGGGAGCUGUUCACCAUUUACGCCGCUCUGCCGUUUGUGCGCAGGUCCGGGAUGUACUCCAUGAGGCUUCCCAACAAGUACAACGUGUCGUUUGACUACUACUACUGCCUCAUCAUCGUCAUGCUGUCCUACAUCCCACUGUUUCCUCAGCUGUUCUUCCACAUGCUGCGGCAGAGGAGAAGGGUGCUUCACGGGGAGGUCAUCGUGGAGAAGGACGACUAGACGUGCACCACCUCGGGCCUUUGUUUGAGCCAGCCUGCCUCCACCUCCAUCACCCUCACCCCUCCUCCCCCACCGCUCACAUCAUGGCCGUUAACACUCUUCAUUGCACAGGACGGGAGAUCGGUCGCGGAGAUGACGGCGACCACCAGCGAUAACUCCUCCUAAGUUGUUUCUUUACAGGUUUGAUUCCUAACCUGAAUUAUUAUAUCGGAAACGGGUUUACAAUCCAAACCAGUGUUGCUGGAGCUCGAGACAGAAGCCUGGCGCUGUGUCUCAGCACAAAUUUACCCAUCAGCCUCGCCGCGUCUUGUUGCACCAAACAUGAAAAACACGAGCCACCACACUUUCACCCUGAAGGAGAACGAGGCAAACGAGAGGCGUGCGGGGGAAAUUUGAAAUGAAACAUGGGAAGAAGUUUGUAAGUUGUAAGAGUCCCAGCGUCACUUCCAUCUUACAAAAUUGGCACUUUUUUUUUUCUUUUUUUUCAGGUGUAUUCCACCACCACAGGUUUUAUACAAACAUAGAGUGGCUGUAAAACAGAAGGUUCCAAAAAGAGAAAAAUAUUCAUCAUAUCAUACCUCAACAAUAAAUCUACAUGUAGACAAUA
Messenger RNA from Hippoglossus stenolepis (Pacific halibut), 1374 nucleotides. It is a transcript of the gene hacd1, whose product is annotated as 3-hydroxyacyl-CoA dehydratase 1. NCBI's taxonomy places the organism in Eukaryota, Metazoa, Chordata, Actinopteri, Pleuronectiformes, Pleuronectidae. Gene Ontology annotation, molecular function: 3-hydroxyacyl-CoA dehydratase activity. Gene Ontology annotation, cellular component: endoplasmic reticulum membrane. Gene Ontology annotation, biological process: sphingolipid biosynthetic process; very long-chain fatty acid biosynthetic process; fatty acid elongation. Bases 39 to 767 code for a protein of 242 amino acids. The record is from RefSeq and is a predicted model, not a curated record. The transcript has 7 exons.